GCCGUGCAGGUCGGACCCGCGCGCAGCGGCCGGAGAUGCAGCGGGGCACCGCGCUGUGCCUGCGCCUGUGGCUCUGCCUCGGACUCCUGGACGGCCUGGUGAGUGGCUACUCCAUGACCCCCCCGACUCUGAACAUCACAGAGGACGAAUACGUCAUUGACACCAGUGACAAUCUAUCCAUCUCCUGCAGGGGGCAGCACCCCCUCGAGUGGACCUGGCCAGGGGCUCAGGAAGCACCAGCCACCGGGGGAAAGGACGGUGAGGACACAGGUAUUGUGCGAGACUGCGAGGGCACGGAUACCAGGCCCUACUGCAAGGUGCUGGUGCUAGGUGAGGCCCACGCCAACAACACUGGCAGCUACCAUUGCUACUACAAGUAUAUCAAGGCCCGCAUCGAGGGAACCACAGCUGCCAGCACCUAUGUUUUUGUGAGAGACUAUGAGCAGCCGUUCAUCAACAAACACACACUCCUGGUCAACAGGAAGGACUCCAUGUGGGUGCCCUGCCUGGUGUCCAUUCCUGGCCUCAACGUCACACUGCGCUCGCAAAGCUCAGUGCUGCAGCCCGAUGGGCAGGAGGUGGUGUGGGAUGACCGCCGGGGCAUGCGAGUGCCCACGCCUCUGCUGCGUGAUGCCCUGUACCUACAGUGUGAGACCACCUGGGGUGACCACGACUUCCUGUCAAACCCUUUCGUUGUGCACAUCACAGGCAAUGAGCUCUAUGACAUCCAGCUGUUCCCCAAGAAGUCCCUGGAGCUGCUGGUUGGAGAGAAGCUGGUCCUGAACUGCACAGUGUGGGCUGAGUUCAACUCGGGCGUCACCUUUGACUGGGACUAUCCAGGGAAGCAGGCAGAGCGGGGUAAGUGGGUACCUGAGCGGCGCUCCCAGCAGACUCACACAGAGCUCUCCAGCAUCCUGACCAUCUACAACGUCAGCCAGCAUGACCUGGGUCCUUACGUGUGCGAGGCUAACAAUGGAAUCCAGCGAUUCCGGGAGAGCACAGAGGUCAUUGUGCACGAAAAGCCCUUCAUCAGCGUCGAGUGGCUCAAAGGAUCCACCCUGGAGGCCACAGCAGGUGAUGAGAUGGUGAAACUGCCUGUGAAGCUGGCGGCAUAUCCCCCACCGGAGUUCCAAUGGUACAAGGACAGAAAGACAGUAACUGGACGCCACAGUCCACAUGCUCUGGUGCUCAAAGAGGUGACUGAGGCCAGUGCGGGCAUCUACACCCUCGCUCUGUGGAAUUCUGCUGCUGGCCUGAGGCGUAACAUCAGCCUGGAGCUGGUAGUGAAUGUUCCCCCGCACAUCCAUGAGAAGGAGGCCUCUUCCCCCAGCAUCUACUCCCGUCACAGCCGCCAGGCCCUCACCUGUACAGCCUAUGGGGUGCCCCAACCUCUCAGCACCCAGUGGCACUGGCGACCCUGGACACCCUGCAAGACAUUUGCCCAGCGCAGCCUACGGAGGCGGCAGCAGCGGGAUCGCAUGCCACAGUGCCGGGACUGGAGGGAAGUGACCAUGCAGGAUGCUGUGAACCCCAUCGAAAGCCUGGACACCUGGACCGAGUUUGUGGAGGGGAAGAAUAAGACGGUGAGCAAGCUGGUGAUCCAGGAUGCCAACAUGUCCGCCAUGUACAAGUGUGUGGUCUUCAACAAGGUGGGCCAGGAUGAGCGGCUUAUCUACUUCUAUGUGACCACCAUCCCGGAUGGCUUCAGUAUUGAAUCGGAGCCCUCAGAGGAACCUUUGGAGGGCCAGUCCGUGCGCCUCAGCUGCCGAGCAGAUAACUACACAUACGAGCAUCUGCGUUGGUACCGCCUCAACUUGUCCACACUGCACGAUGCGCACGGGAACCCGCUACUGCUGGACUGUAAGAACGUGCACCUAUUCGCUACGCCGCUGGACGCCAGCCUAGAGGAGGCGGCUCCUGGGGCGCGCCAUGCCACACUCAGCCUGAACAUUCCCCGAGUGGCGCCCGAGGAUGAGGGCGACUACGUGUGCGAGGUGCAGGACCGGCGCAGUCAGGACAAGCACUGUCACAAGAAGUACCUAUCAGUGCAGGCCCUUGAAGCUCCUCGGCUCACACAGAACUUGACCGAUCUCCUGGUGAACGUGAGCGACUCCCUGGAAAUGCGGUGUCCGGUGGCCGGAACGCAUGUGCCCAGCAUUGUGUGGUACAAAGACGAAAGACUGCUGGAGGAAGAAUCUGGAAUCGACCUGGCAGACUCAAACCAGAAGCUGAGCAUCCAGCGGGUGCGCGAGGAGGACGCCGGCCGCUAUCUGUGCAGCGUGUGCAAUGCCAAGGGCUGCGUCAACUCUUCUGCCAGCGUGGCGGUGGAAGGAUCUGAGGAUAAAAGCAGCAUGGAGAUAGUGAUUCUCGUCGGCACCGGGGUCAUCGCUGUCUUCUUCUGGGUCCUCCUUCUCCUCAUCUUCUGUAACAUGAGGAGGCCGGCACAUGCAGACAUCAAGACAGGCUACCUGUCCAUCAUCAUGGACCCCGGGGAGGUGCCUCUGGAGGAGCAGUGUGAAUACCUGUCCUAUGAUGCCAGCCAGUGGGAGUUCCCCCGGGAGAGGCUGCACCUUGGGAGAGUCCUUGGCCAUGGAGCUUUCGGGAAGGUGGUGGAAGCCUCAGCUUUUGGCAUCAACAAAGGCAGCAGCUGUGAUACUGUGGCUGUGAAAAUGCUGAAAGAGGGCGCCACAGCCAGCGAGCACCGCGCUCUGAUGUCAGAGCUCAAGAUCCUAAUCCACAUUGGUAACCAUCUCAACGUGGUCAACCUCCUGGGGGCGUGCACCAAGCCCAACGGCCCCCUCAUGGUGAUCGUGGAGUUCUGCAAAUACGGCAAUCUCUCCAACUUCUUGCGCGCCAAGCGAGAGACCUUCAGUCCUUAUGCGGAGAAGUCUCCAGAGCAGCGUAGGCGUUUCCACGCAAUGGUGGAGGGAGCCAAGGCUGAUCGAAGGAGGCCUGGGAGCAGCGACAGGGCUCUACUCACAAGGCUCCUGAUGGGCAAGGGAGGGGCGGGGCGGGCUCCUCCUGUCCAAGAAGUGGAGGAUCUGUGGUUGAGCCCACUGACCAUGGAAGACCUUGUCUGCUACAGCUUCCAGGUGGCCAGGGGAAUGGAGUUCCUGGCCUCCCGAAAGUGCAUCCACAGAGACCUGGCUGCUCGGAAUAUCUUACUGUCAGAAAGCGACGUGGUGAAGAUCUGUGACUUUGGCCUUGCCCGGGAUAUCUACAAAGACCCUGACUACGUCCGCAAGGGCAGCGCCCGGCUGCCCCUGAAGUGGAUGGCCCCUGAGAGCAUCUUUGACAAGGUGUACACCACACAAAGCGAUGUGUGGUCCUUUGGGGUGCUGCUCUGGGAGAUCUUCUCCCUGGGAGCAUCCCCAUACCCUGGGGUGCAGAUCAAUGAGGAGUUCUGCCAACGGCUGAAAGAAGGUACCCGGAUGAGGGCCCCAGAGCUGGCCACUCCUGCCAUACGCCAUAUCAUGCUGAAUUGUUGGUCUGGAGACCCCAAAGCGAGACCUGCUUUCUCGGAGUUGGUAGAGAUCCUGGGUGACCUGCUGCAGGGCGGGAGCCUGCAGGAGGAGGAGGAUUGCAUGGCCCUGCAUGGCUCUCAGAGCUCAGAAGAAGGCAGCUUCUUGCAAACAUCCACCACAGCUCUGCACAUCGCUGAGGCUGACACUGAGGGCAGCCCACCAAGUGUGCAUCACCACAGCCUGGCUGCCAGAUAUUACAACUGUGUGUCCUUUCCCGGGUGCCUGGCCAGAGGAACUCACAGAGGGUCCUCCAGGAUGAAGACAUUUGAAGAAUUCCCCAUGACCCCUACGACCUACAAAGCCUCUGUGGAUAACCAGACGGACAGCGGGAUGGUGCUGGCCUCAGAGGAGUUUGAGCGGAUAGAAAGCAGACAUAGACAAGAAGGCAGCUUCAGCUCUAAAGGACCUGGUCAGACUGUGGAUGUUACCAGAACACACCCUGACCCACAGGGGAGGCGGCGGCAACCCAACUGGGGGACACAAGGAGGCCAGGUGUUUUACAACACUGAGUACGGGGAGCUUUCACGGCCAUCCGAGGAGGGUGACUGCUCCCCAUCAGCCGGCCCACCCUUCUUCACAGACGACAGCUACUAAGGCAAACCCAGGCAAGGCCACCUAUCCCUAGGGCUCUGACAUCUGGGAUAGGGGACUACUCUUGCAGGGUGAGCAAAGAGAUGGAGGCCCCUGUUGGGAAUUCAUCUCCUCUGGUUCCAACCUGGAGAUGUUCCUCUUCCCUCUCUACAACCUUCUUAGCUGGAAAUAGCCAGCCUCCAGGCUCAAAAGCUCCCCUGAACUCUGUCACCAUUACUGUCCCAGACUACCCUUCUCCCCUCACAGUGUGAGAGUCAUAGAGUCACAUGGUAAUGGAGGUAGAGCUAGACUUGAGCCACCACCUCCCAGCACCUGGCCACACCAGUGCCAUUCACAAAUGCUCUUCCUUCCCAUGGUGACGGACUUUCUUCUCCUGCCUCUCAAAGGCUGAAAAGAGAGUGCCAGGUUUACAUCUCAAAGCAACAAACAAAACAAAAUCGGGGAGAGUGGGGGAGGUCCUCUCCUGAGUGCAAUCUCACGGGAGUGCCUACCCCAGGGACAAGCACUUGUGGACAUUGAGCUAAAUGAAAUCUAAGAUGGCUUACUAGCCCAUGGAACGGGUAUCUAUCCACAAUGAGCCAGUUACAAAGAGGGGAGCAGA
Messenger RNA from Castor canadensis (American beaver), 4716 nucleotides. The record is from RefSeq and is a predicted model, not a curated record. NCBI's taxonomy places the organism in Eukaryota, Metazoa, Chordata, Mammalia, Rodentia, Castoridae.